CGACUCCGGUUACAGUUGGGCUCGAGCUGCGGCACGCAUCGGAGCGCGCGCUUUGAGGAGCCGAACACAGCGGCGUGGACGUACAGACGAGCGGAUCUGAAGCCGCACACAGACCCUGCUGCACCUCCCCAACCUCACGGCGCGCUGAGCCUCGCGGAGGAGACUUGCGCCGCAUGCCGGAGUUGGACUAGGAGCUCGGGAGUCUUCCCUGGGACGGAAGAGAGCAGCGGGCGGAGGAGUGGAAGCUGUCGCCCGGGAGUGAAGCGGUGACUGAUGGAGGAGUGCGGCCAGCGACAGGUACACUGACGGAGACGCCAACUGCUGCGGAGCCGCGCCGCUCGUCCCCCUGAGAGAAGAAGAAGAAAACACGGGUCACACUUGGUGAUUUGUUCCCUCCAAGUCUCCCCUCAAGGACACCCGGGGGUCCGGAGCGGCUCUUCACAGCGCGGGCACAAGGACAUGUAUCUGAUAUCGACGGCUCAUGCUCCCGACUGAUCGACGCUCGCCCUCCCCGCUCACCCUCGCUGGCAGCCGGCUGAGCGCCUCCGCCACCCUCCGCUCUCCUGUCCCAACAGCCAGCAGCAUGGCAGCCGCCGGCUGUUGGAAGUAUUACCUUUGGAUCUUUAUCCUCCUGGGCAGGGCGGCGUUACCUUCGGCCAUAUCGCUGGAAACCAUCAUCUGGAGCUCCCACAACUCAAAAUUCCUGGCAGGGAAAGGGCUGGUGAUCUACCCCAACAUCGGGGACAAGCUGGACAUCAUCUGUCCUAAAGCGGACCAGGGCCGCGACUAUGAGUACUACAAGCUGUAUUUGGUGAAGAAGGAACAGGCGGAUAGCUGCAGCACGGUGCUGGAUCCAAACGUCCUGGUUAACUGUAACAAGCCGGAGAAGGACAUCAAGUUCACCAUCAAAUUCCAGGAGUUCAGCCCAAACUACAUGGGCCUGGAGUUCAAGAAGAACGUCAACUACUACAUCACUUCCACCUCCAACGGGACGGUGGAGGGCCUGGAGAACCGGGAAGGAGGCGUGUGCAAGAGCCGAGCCAUGAAAGUCAUCAUGAAAGUCGGGCAAGUGCCCAAUGCAGCCAAUCCGGUGCCGGAUGAAGACAACACCAUCCCUGAAGUCACUCAAAGUCCUCCUGACCCGGGUCAAAUUGGCCCAGUGAUACCGGGGAACUCUGACACCAUGAACCAGGACCAGUCUGGCUCCUCAGAUGGCAUCCUGAGCUCCAAGGCCGCCGUGUUCUCCAUCAUCGGCGCCGGCUGCGUCAUCUUCCUCCUGCUCAUCCUCCUCCUCGUCAUUCUGCUCAUCAAGAUGCGCAAGCGCUCCAGGAAAAAUGCCCACUCGCAGCCCCGCCCCUCGGCGCUGUCACUCAGCACCCUGUCCAAUCCCAAGAUGCCCGGGGGCACGGCAGGCACGGAGCCCAGUGACAUCAUCAUUCCCCUGCGGACAGAGAACAACUACUGCCCUCACUAUGAGAAGGUGAGCGGCGACUAUGGCCACCCGGUCUACAUAGUCCAGGAGAUGCCGCCGCAGAGUCCGGCCAACAUCUACUACAAAGUCUGAGCCUCUGCACAGCCGGCCGCCGGAAAGAACCCGAGGGGGCGCUUGAUUUCUGUUCCUGGAAAGACCACUUUCCUUUUGCAUUUUGAGGGACUUGCUGUCUUCAAGCCCGUGUUACUUCUACCACCUGCUGCACAAAUCUGGAGAGUCCCCAGUGACCAGCAGGCUUUUCAAGUUGACUGACGGAGAAAAAAUGUUUGUUGGGGUUGUCUGACAAUCCCCCCCUGCCCCCGCCUCCCCCUCACCUGCUGUGCACCUCCAGAAGAUGGAGCCCAACCCAAAAAGACUCCCCGGUUUGCUCUCAGAACUGAACCCCAGUUGGGCACGCCCGCCAGGUCGACAGCUGCCAGUCAGCCUGUGUGCAAGCGUAAAAUAUAUGUGUGUGUGUGAGUGUGUGUGUGAUAGCGUCAGGGCUCCACGCUGGGCCAGGAAACUCUCCAGAUAGCUCAGGUAUCAGACACAGUGAGUGAAAAAUGUUCCUCUCCCUUUUGCACCUCUGAUGUUUGCCUUACUAUUUUUGAUGGAGGACCCUGAUUCAGUUCACAAAGCAGUUGUAUUUUGUUAGACUUUUCCUACAAGUGCACAAUGUAUAGAGUCCUAUGGAAUAUCAUCACCACCACCCCAUGUCACCCAUCGCCUUCAUCUUUUCCCACCUGACUGUACCUUGACCUGGACUGUGGAUGUCAAGGUGUGUGUGUGUGUGUGUUUGUCGCUGUGUGUUUCCCAGAAUACUCCCUCUGUUCACCUGGUCUGAUACGAGCUUGGCCAUUACUCUGCUAUUUAUGACCUACUUAUCUGUAUUAAGGGUGUGUCGUGUGUGUGUGUGUGUGUGUGUGUUGGGGCACGUCCAGGAGCGGGGCAGACUUUUCGGCUUUGGGUCUGAACGCUGGCUCACUGUAGCAGAAUCCACUGCAAGACGGCGGUUCAGGCAGUCCAAGGUCUUCACCAAACCCCUCCCAGGGCUCCCGCUGGCACCGACUGAAGAUUUUUAUUGUGUCUCCCGAGCUCUUUGGGAGACGGUGUUGAAGACAGCAGGCAGUUUCUCUUCCACUUUCUAGUGCUACGGUGGCGGCUUCAAACGUGAUUGGCUGGCCUACAUAGGUAGAUGCCCUAUAUAUAAGUUGGACGAGCAUUAGGUCUUUUUUUUUCCUUCCUCUUCAGAAGCCAAUUGGCCGCCAUCUGUAGAUGAGUCAGAGUCAGUGGUGUGGCCAGCGUGUGACUAAUCUGAGCGCCAUCUCCGUGCCCACACUCACCAACUGGGUAAGAGAGACGGCGGAGUUGAAGACGGGGAGGUUGGGAGAGGCAGGUAGCACUCAUUCAUUCUCCUUUUUUUUAUGUUGUCUUGCCCGUUGUGCUGUGAAUCAAAAUGUGGCGCACAGAAAAAAACCUUUCUGUUUUCACACGACCCGCGGCAGCAGGCAGACGCCGGCGGUGUCUCAGUUAGAGCCUUUUCAAGAGGUGGGAAUGGUUCCCCGGAAUUUUGAGGAUGGAUGCUCCCAACUGUGGGGCGCACAGUUAAUAAUGUUGGAGAGGAGGACGUGAGGACGUGAGGACGUGGACUCACUCACACACACACACACACACACACACGCACACACCUGGAUCUCGAGUCACUCACCACGCAGAGACACCCAUCAUCCGCUGCCACUUACCAUCACCAUCCGCGGAGACACUGCUGAGUUAAAAGGCAACGCUGCUCCAGACUCGUGGAAGACUCUUGUGCGUGUCGUUAACCUCCGAGUUAACAACCUGAACAGCUGCUGGUGCUUUUUUUUCUUUCUGUGGUCCUGUGUUUUAACUCAGCAUGCAGCCCUCUGUGGAACACAUCUCCAUCAAAUGUUUUCGUUUCGGAUGGAUUCGCAUCCGUUCACCUCUACCAGCCAAGGGAGUCGUUUCCAAAUGACCACGAAACCCAUUGCUCAUUUUCAUUCAUUUCAGUGACCACUUCAUGUUAUUCAAAUUUUUCGCAGGAGUUAAAAAAAAAGAGGCGAUAAGAAAGUCAUGUAAAUAUAUGGAUAGAGCUCAAUUUAAGAUGUAAUUUCACCUGAACACUGCUCAUAUGAAAAAUUAAAGAUUAGAUUUUUGUAAUGGAGGAUGUUUGUAAAUAGCUGUCUUUUUAAAAAAAAUGUGUGUUUUGUAUGAAUCCUUUCUUUGUCUCUGCAAUAUGUUUUUGUUUUAUUUUCUCUUAGAGUCAAACUAAAUAUUGCAAUGGACACUCAAGCUGUCGUUUAAUUUCUUCUUGCAGUGUCCAGUAUUGUCAAGAAACGUCUUUGUUACCACGUGUUUUCAGAGCGAGAGAGUUGCUAACAUCGACAUUCAAGGCAUUUUGGUCAAAUCUGUUGCCGUUUCGGGGAAUUGAAAGGAUGAACGAUACUGUUGGAGACAGCACUUAACUGCGAAUGAAGCCCGUGUUCUUCCACCGCCUUUGAGUGACCUACACUUUCCGCUUCAGGAUGUAUCGGAACAACAUGUCGGUCUAGAAAAGGAAUCUUUUCUCAGUUUUAAUACGGCGGGGGGAGGAAUCAAGACACAAAAGGAGCCAUGUUUGUGAGUGUGACCGCUCUGAGCUCGCCAAUAAAUCAUCCGCUUUACUCCACUCAUUAUCUCCCAGGCGGUCUUUUGUUUUAAAGUUGCUCCCCCCGCCCCCCUCCCAGCCCCCCGCCUUCCUCCGUCGUCAUCCCUCCUCUCCUAAUUUAGCACAAGGAUGUCAGUCGUCCAUGAGACGAGCUUCACUGUAGGUUUAUUUCCGCUAAUGUUCAAAGCCACAGUAUUAUCUUUCAAUGUGCAUGUGUACGCGAAACCUGUUGAAUUUGUUUCCCUUUGUUUGAAUCAUAAAUGUCGAGAAUUGUUUUCUUUAUUUUAUUUUAGGAUUUUUUUUUUUUCUGCCAUUCACUUUUUUUUCUUCGCCGCUUCUCAGCGUAACCUAUUGGCACCAGCUACAAUGGAAAUAACGUUCCACCAGUUUGGAAACUACCGCAUAUUGAUAAAUAAAAUUUUUCCCAUGGAACUUGGUCUCUCCGGCUGUUUUCUUUGGU
Molecule: messenger RNA, 4596 nt
Organism: Synchiropus splendidus (mandarinfish)
Lineage: Eukaryota; Metazoa; Chordata; Actinopteri; Syngnathiformes; Callionymidae
Gene: efnb1
Product: ephrin-B1
Exons: 5
Coding region: 482-1564 (360 amino acids)
Biological process (GO): axon guidance; ephrin receptor signaling pathway
Cellular component (GO): plasma membrane
Molecular function (GO): ephrin receptor binding
Source: RefSeq, a predicted model, not a curated record